Messenger RNA from Nakaseomyces glabratus, 600 nucleotides. RefSeq names its product Arf family GTPase ARL3 (gene ARL3). Gene Ontology annotation, cellular component: Golgi apparatus. Gene Ontology annotation, biological process: protein localization to Golgi apparatus; Golgi to plasma membrane protein transport; intracellular protein transport. The record is from RefSeq and is a predicted model, not a curated record. Gene Ontology annotation, molecular function: GTP binding; GTPase activity. NCBI's taxonomy places the organism in Eukaryota, Fungi, Ascomycota, Saccharomycetes, Saccharomycetales, Saccharomycetaceae.
AUGUUUCACUUGGUCAAGGGACUAUACAACAACUGGAACAAGCGAGAGCAAUACUCGAUAUUGAUCCUCGGUCUAGAUAAUGCUGGGAAGACGACUUUUCUCGAGACACUAAAGAAAGAGUACUCGAUGCAUUCGAAACCCUUAGAUAAGAUAGCACCCACAGUUGGACAGAAUGUGGCUACGAUACCAGUAGAUAAUAACCGCAGCAUACUAAAGUUUUGGGAUGUUGGUGGGCAGGCAUCUCUGCGGGCUAUGUGGUCUGAAUACUAUCCUCAAUGCCAUGGAAUCAUAUUUGUGGUGGAUAGUACUGAUAGAUCAAGGAUUGAUGAGUGCAGUGAAACUCUGCGAACAAUAGUGAUGGAUGAUGAAAUCGAAGGUAUACCUAUUCUCAUGUUAGCGAAUAAACAAGACAAGCCUGAAAGAAUGGAAGUACAGGAUAUAAAAGAAAUUUUUAAUAGGAUUGCCGAACAUAUGAGUGCAAGGGACAGCAGAGUACUGCCGGUUUGCGCAUUGACCGGAGAAGGUAUCAAGGAUUCCAUUGAAUGGAUGAUAUUGAGACUGCAAAGAAAUAAGAAUGACAGACCACCUGUUUACAAAUAA